AUGGUUAGAAAACACUAUGAGAAAUGGAUAUAAAACGUUAUAUUUUCUAUAUGUAUGUUACAAAACUAACACUUUCUCUUAAUUACAAAAAUUAAAAGUCACUGCAACCAUUUACGAUAUAUAUCUAAAAAAUAAAAAAGGUAAACAUUUCGGUCUCGAACUAAUUCAUAAAUUACCGCUCGUAGCCUGAAAAUGCGCAUGCGCAUAAACCGAGAAAAAAACAAAAUGGCGGACGCAAACCAGAAAAAACGACGAGGUCCUAAAAGUUACUUGACGGAAAGUGCAAGAAAACGAAGGAAAAAAGAAUCAGAACAGAGAAGAGGAGAGGCGAGAAUCUACAUAAGCAAAGAGAUAGAUAGAUGGCGAAAGGUAAAGGAAGAUCUCGCACUGGAGACUGAUUCUACUUUAGCGAAGCUGCUUCUUGACAGUUAUGAAUUUAAGAAAAUAUCAGAUAAAUCCACCACUUCAACCGGCCACAUCCAUAUGCAUUCCACACCUGCAAGAAGAUAUAUACCUCCACGAGAGUAUUCAGAAAGUGAAGUCACUAUAAGUGGUCGAGAAAUGUCAGGAGUGUUUGUGCAAGAAUGUUGGAAAGACAUGUCAUUGCCUGGACCAUCCGCAAGUGAUUUUCAGAAUCAACAUAUUCAGAAGGCCGAUAUCACUACCAAAGAGGCGAGCAGCUUCAUGAAUCCUUUUGACUUAACAAUAGAUGUCACUGAAAAUGUCGACGAGGAUGACCAAACCACUGAUGAUGAGGAUUAUGAACCAAGUUUCGACAUCACUCUCAGAAGUACAGCAGAACUUGAAAACUAUCACCAGUUGAUAUUAAUGUAUGCAGCCAAAAGGUUUGCUUACACUCCGCCUGUUUACAAGGCACGCACCAUUUUGGCAGCUCUUGACUACAACUUCCACAUCGAUAGAGAAACGAAGACAAAUGCAGAUGGCUCAGUAAGGUACCACAGAACUUACAACAAGAAAAGUGGAAGGUGGUCCGCUGUGCCCUACAAAGUGAAGAAGAAAUACAGCUACAUCAGUGACCUGAUUUCUGCUGUAGUUGAAAAGAGGCUACUUGAUAGAGAAGGAAUGCAUAAAAGCAAGACGUUAUCGCCCUCAGAUCCCAGACACAUUUCCAGCGUUUUAGCCCCCCCUGCCUCCACCUCCUACUGCCACAUUAGUAGAAGAAAAAAGGUCAAGACUUAAGUGAUUCUAGUGUCACAAAUAGGACUCAACAAUCUGCUGGCUACUCCUCCUUAACCACUUAGGAGAUUUCAACAAAACUUGCUACAAGGCUACUGUCAUUAUUCUAUGAAUAACCUCAUUGGGGAAGUGGGGAUGUUGUUAGGUGUUGGCCCACAACAGCUACAUUUGUAGCUAUUAUUUGUAGUAUAUGCCAUAUAAGAUUUGGGUUUCACAUGUGUUUUAUGUUUCAAAAUUCAUGUGCAAAACUAAUCUACUACUUGUCGGAUGGAAAAUGUAUGUCUAUGAAAAGUAUUGUGUAUGUACCAAUUAUUGUGUCACAAGUUUGGCUUGUUCACACAUUUUGUAUGUAUGGUGUGAUAUUCACAGGUAUGAUGUAUAUGUGACAAGUUUGUUAAGUAUAAUGUAUGCGUCACAAAUUUGCUAAGUAAAGUGUAUGUGUCACAACUUUGCUAGGUAUGGUGUAUGUGACACAACUUUGCUAAGUUUAAUGUAUGUGUCACAGGCUGGCUAAAUAUGAUGUAUGUGUCACAACUUUGCUAAGUAUGGUGUAUGUGUCACAACUUUGCUAAGUAUGGUGUAUGUGUCACAGGCUGGCUAAAUAUGAUGUAUGUGUCACAAGUUUGGAAUGUGUCUUUAGUAUGGUCUGUGUAUGUGAACAUUACAGUGUUCGGGGAUGAUCAUCUGUAUUCAUAGCCUUUUUUGUAGUGAAUUCGUCUACAGAUUUUAUUUGGUGCUAACAAUAAAAAUAUGACACAAG
Molecule: messenger RNA, 1957 nt
Organism: Pecten maximus
Lineage: Eukaryota; Metazoa; Mollusca; Bivalvia; Pectinida; Pectinidae
Exons: 7
Coding region: 193-1200 (335 amino acids)
Source: RefSeq, a predicted model, not a curated record